Messenger RNA from Eleginops maclovinus (Patagonian blennie), 4912 nucleotides. RefSeq names its product epithelial cell transforming 2 (gene ect2). The transcript is spliced from 27 exons. The coding region runs from base 373 to 3669 and encodes 1098 amino acids. The record is from RefSeq and is a predicted model, not a curated record. Lineage: Eukaryota; Metazoa; Chordata; Actinopteri; Perciformes; Eleginopidae. Gene Ontology annotation, cellular component: cell cortex; nucleus. Gene Ontology annotation, molecular function: guanyl-nucleotide exchange factor activity; GTPase activator activity. Gene Ontology annotation, biological process: regulation of cytokinesis, actomyosin contractile ring assembly; intracellular signal transduction; activation of GTPase activity.
AUUGAGCUCUAACAGCAGGCAGAAGCCUUCUCUGGACUAAUAUGAAGUAGAUAUCUGUCAACAAACUAACGCAGCUACAUUUCGACAAUUUGGACUAUUUUAACGCAUAAAGGAUAUCAUGCAUUGACACCAGACCUGAGAUUCAACGUAGAAAUGCUACAUAUGUUAUGAUUGUUUUGGACCGAUGAGCACGUAUCAAUAUCUCUUCAUUGUAGAGUUGACUCGCUAGCUAGCUCGGUGGCUAGCAGGGUUAGCUAGAGGACUUUUUGAGUUUGACGGCAGCUAAUUAAGCUUCGCCUGCUACCUUUUCUUUUAUCUAAGGUGCCAGCUACAGGUUGUUUGGACAGUUUGGUGCCUCCAUAAGUUCCUGCCAUGGCUGACAGCAGCAUACUGACUUUAGGGACAGCUCGGAGUCUGCUGGUGGAUUCUUCUAUCUGUGAUUCGAGGAUCGCUGAAACCACCAAGGACCAUCUGUUCCUGGGCAUGGCAUAUGAAGAUGGGGAAGAUAUGCUGCCAAAAGUGCAGACGAGGGUUAUUCUUGUGGGAGAAGCUGGCAGAAAUGGAGCGCUGGUCAAAGCACUGCAGGCCAUCAGAGCAAUGGAGGUACCGGUGGUAAAGAUAAGAGAAGGCGAGGCGGGCGCCGAGGAGAAAACCAUGAUAAAAUCUAUAGUCAAUAUGGACAUCAACACCCCUUUCAUAAUGACAGACAGCGUCCAUGAGUUUGCAGAUGGAGAGAACACCGAUUUUGAGACGGUGUUCGUCCUUUCAGACUUUGAUUCUCCCGACUACAGCUACCUCUACAAACGGGACAACCGCAUCGUCGGGCCUCCUGUCGUGCUACGCUGUGCUGCAAAUGUGGAACCUCUCCAGUUUUCAUGUCGCCCUCUCUACUCCGCCACCAUGCUGAACCUUUCGCUGUGCUUCACUGGCUUCAGGAACAAAGAGGAAAUUAAGAACUUGGUGAAUCUGGUUCAUCACAUGGGGGGGACCAUCCGGAAAGACUUCAGCACCAAGGUUACUCAUCUCAUCGCCUACUCCACACAUGGAGAGAAAUACAGGCUGGCAGUGUGCAUGGGGACGCCGAUUCUCACUCCAUCAUGGAUUCAUAAAGCCUGGGAGAGAAGGGAAGACGUGGUCUUCUACGCAGGAGAAGAGGAGUUCCGUACAGAGUUCAAAGUGCCUCCCUUCCAGGACUGCGUCCUCAGUUUCCUGGGGUUCUCCGCUGAAGAGAAGGCCAACAUGGAGGAGAGGACGCUCAAACAUGGCGGCACUUAUCUUGAGAUUGGAGAUGAGCCCUGUACACACAUGGUGGUGGAGGAAAACUCAGUCAAGGAGCUGCCAUUUCCCCCCUCCAGUAAACUCUUUGUGGUCAAACAGGAGUGGUUCUGGGGAAGCAUACAGAUGGACGCCCGGGCCGGAGAGUCCAUGUACCUCUACGAGAAGAACGACAGCCCGGCCAUGAAGAAGGCCGUGUCCCUGCUGUCCCUCACCACCCCAAACAGCAACCGCAAGCGCCGUCGUCUCAGGGACACGCUGGCUCAGCUCACCAAGGAGACAGAGAUCUCUCCCUUCCCCCCGCCUCGCAAGAGACCCUCGGCAGAGCACUCCCUGUCCAUGGGCUCUCUGCUAGACAUCUCCAACACCCCCGACUCCUGCAAGGCGUUGGCAGGAGACAGAGUAGGGAUCAGUUCAGAGAGCAAUGCUGUGGCCAGGAAUAAAAUGAUAAGGAGGAGAACCAGGGAAAGGAGGAGUAGGACAGACAGGGAAGAGAGGAGGAGGAGGUCCUACCUGGGGACCCUUCAACAAGCAGAGGAGCAGCAGACAGGAACCUCAGAGAGCUCCAAGCCUUCCAAGAGUUCCACUCCGGUUGUUUCCAAGCAGUCAGCCAGGUGGCAGGUCUCCAAGGAGCUCUACCAGACUGAGAGCAACUACGUGGACAUUUUAAACACCAUCAUACAGCUUUUCAAAGUUCCAUUGGAAAAAGAGGAGCAGGUGGGAGGACCCAUCCUGGCUCAAGAGGAAAUGAAGACGAUAUUUGGCAGCAUCCCAGAAAUCCACGAUGUUCACACUAGAAUCAAGUGCGACCUGGAGGAUCUGCUGACAGACUGGUCAGAUGACAACAGUGUGGGAGACAUAAUUCUCAAAUAUUCUAACGAGCUGGUGAAGGCCUACCCUCCCUUUGUCAACUUCUUUGAAAUGAGCAAGGAGACGAUUGUUCGCUGUGAAAAACAAAAGCCACGCUUCCAUGCUUUCCUCAAGAUCAACCAGUGCAAGCCAGAGUGCGGCCGGCAGACCCUGGUGGAGCUGCUCAUCAGACCUGUACAGAGACUGCCCAGUGUGGCCCUCCUCCUUAAUGACAUAAAGAAGCACACGCCAGAUGACAACCCAGACAAGAAAAAGCUGGAUAAAGCAAUCGAGUCUCUGAAAGAAGUCAUGACUCACAUCAAUGAGGACAAGAGGAAGACUGAAGGCCAGAAGCAGAUCUUUGAUGUGGUGUAUGAAGUGGACGGCUGUCCUGCCAACCUGCUGUCCUCCCACCGCAGUCUCGUUUAUCGAGUAGAAACCAUCGCCCUGGGAGACCAGCCUUGUGAUCGCGGGGAACAAGUCACACUCUUCCUCUUCAAUGACUGCCUCGAGAUUGCGAGGAAACGACACAAGGUGAUCAAUACGUUUAAGAGCCCGCUGGGACAGACCAGACCCCCACCCCCGCUCAAACACAUCGCCCUGAUGCCGCUGUCGCAGAUUCGAAGAGUGCUGGACCUGCAGGACACAGAGGAGUGUGCGAAUGCGUUCGCCCUGGUGGUUCGCCCUCCGACCGAACAGGAGAACCUAUUGUUCAGCUUCCAACUGGCCGGAGAGGAGACGGUUAAAGUGGCCUGGCUGCGAAUGCUUUGCCGCCACGUCGCCAACACCAUCUGCAAGGCUGAUGCGGAGGACCUGAUCCAGAGCACAGACCCUGACAAGCUCCAGGUCAGCACCAAGGAUAUGGACAGCACCCUGAGCAAAGCCUCCAGGGCCAUCAAGAAGACCUCUAAAAAGGUGACGAGGGCGUUUUCCUUCACUAAGACCCCGAAGCGGGUGAUCCAGAGGGCGUUCAUGGCCAACAACACUCCUGAUGAGAAAAGGCUGAGUUGUGAAAACCGCAUCGGCAGCAGCUCCACUCUGGCUAUGUGUCGCUCUACCUCCACGUUCAGUUUGAGCGAUUCUGCCAAGGGCAGUGCCAUGGUGCAGCGCUCUAACUCCCUGGACCACCCUCCCGUCAGAGCCAGGGUUCCCGUCUGUAUCCGUACCCCCUGCAGCCCAGCACGUAGCCCCGUCCGUAACGCUGCCCCUGAGAGCAGCCAAAACCUGUCCCCUAAAUUUUACCCAAGCACCCGAGAAUCCAGGUCCAUCCUUCAUGCUCCAUUAUCCCAACCAGCACAAGCUCAGUCAGGCCCCCACACUUCCCGACAGUCAUCUUCAGCACACCCAUCCUCCCCUUCUAUUCCAGCUUUCCCAAACUCCCGUCCAAAGUCUAGACAGCAUGUGUCAAGGCACUUCCCGUCUGUAGGGUUCCAGGCCAGGUUCCCGGCUCAGCAGCCCGUUUAUGUCAAAGGCAGGGAACCCCAAGCCCCCCUGGACCCACGCAAGGCUGCCAUGACCAGUCCUCGCAGGGAGACCCUGCUCUAAACCAGCGCUAAACGCAGCCCUGGACUCUGAUGCCCGCCAUUCCCCCUCCAUGGUCAACCUGCAUUCCAUGUUUGAGAAGAAGUACCACACCUUCAGCCGAUCAACCACCCACCUCAUCUGAGACACUGAGCACCAAUAGAGGCCACACACUUUUAUUUGUAUUCACCUCCUUUGCCUUUGACUGCCACUAACAGACAGACCUGACCAAACAGGUUAUUGAGUCUAACGUGGAAGCUAUCUGUGAAAUAUGGCAAACUAGCAUUUGUCCAUACAACUAGAAGCUCCUCCCAGACUCAGCGAAAAAUGACAUUUGGAUUCAGAAAUUCCAGCUACUGUUAAAGUGCUUCAUCGCUGAAACUUGGGACCCAGAAGGGCUUAGAACAAUCAAUUCUACCAUUCAGCUGGUAGAAAAGUGCAUCUGACAGGGCAGUUUGAUGCAUUAUUCCAAACAUGCACAACGCUGUCGCUAGCGGCUAGCUGGAACGGUACGGCGCCAUGCUACAAGCUUGUCUUACUCUUAAAUAUGAAGGAUGCUCUGCUUUUAGUCUGUGUUAGUAAACAGAUUAUCUUUAACAUACAUAUUUCUUUUGCCUAUGUACUUCAACUGACACAUCUUGGGUUUAUACUUUACCUGUUCAGCUUCCAGUUUAGUUAGCAUCUUUGCAGUGUGAACGCUAACUCUGGAGCAAGUAAACAUCCCGUCUGUCGCUGUAUGCUUGUCUCCUGAGCGUGGGGAAAGUUGGUUUGCAUUUAAUGGUAGACGUGCAGGUAUUGUUGUGUGUUGUGUACAAGUUAAACCUCUCUUUUCCUUUUUCAAUGACCUUUUUCUCUGAGAGUUUUUCAUAAUAACUGACAUUUAAUGUUGUUUUAUCGUAGUGGGGUAGACUUGAUUUCCCCUGUUUUAUAAUAUUGCUCGUGAUUUGUAAUUAACCUGCGUUUAACAUUUAGUUUCCAGCUUUUAUAAAGCUUCUAUUUUAACAUUUAAGAGAUUCAGUUGAGACCUAUUAGUUCUUUUGUGCUUGCUCUCUGAACGACCGUCCACGUUUUUAAAUAUCUUUUAACAAUGUAUCUGUUUAAGGAGUGCUGCGUCAGUGUACAUAUUUAUUUUUGAAGAUUUUUUGUUUCUUUUUUCACUUUCUAUUUAUGUUAUUUUCUAUUUGUGUCUGUUUUCCUCUUAUGCUGUUUACAAGCUACAGCUGUCUCUGUUUGUUUAAUCCUUUUAUUAAAUGCACUUAAAAAUGUA